Messenger RNA from Marchantia polymorpha subsp. ruderalis, 2585 nucleotides. The record is from the annotation of a GenBank genome assembly. Lineage: Eukaryota; Viridiplantae; Streptophyta; Marchantiopsida; Marchantiales; Marchantiaceae.
GCUACCACCACCAUACGCACGUUUUUUUUUAUCCAUAUCAUCUUCAAGAGAACCUUGAUACGUCUCAUGGGAGUAUCCAUCGAAGUGUGGAAUCGGUGAGGAGAUUUGGGUGCUCGAACUGACAGUGUCGAUUCAGAGUUCCUCAAUUUCAAAAUUCUUUGAUUUGGUCUGUGAUGCUUAUUAACAUUGUGGUACCCACUUCGGCGAUGUGGUUCUGAACAUUAUUUUUCUGGUUUCAUUCGAAGCACUGCAAAGUGUGGACCAGUGUUCUGUGGAGGAAAAAAAACUUUCAUUCCCCUGUUUUGAGCAUUAUUACCGCCUGAGCUGCACGGUGGACGUGUCUGGGCUGAGGUUCAGGCCGUGUGGAAUUUUAAAAUAGCUGCAAACGCUGCUAUUUAACUCCACACGUAAUAACAGAAUGGUCUGCAGCUCUUCUGCAAAUAGCCGGAGGAUAAGUUAGGAACAGGAAGAAUUCAAUAUCGUAUCAAAGUUUGGAUCGACCACAUAAACCUCAGUUCUGUUAUUUUUUCCUCUCAAUUCGAAUCGUUCUGCUCCUAGUUUACGACUGAACGUAAAGACUCGAUUUCAAUCCUCAUGCUGCUGGUAGUUAGCAUCUAGUACAUUCCUGGAUACCACAUAUCGAGGCUCGAAGACUCUCUAUCAUUUGCCUUGGUUUUAAACCGAAAACUUUGUAUGAUAUUGUGCCGGAAUAUCGGAGCAUUCAAAAAUUCAUCAGGAGUUCCUGGAUCCUUUUCAACCAUUGUAAUUACAUUGGUAAUCUGAAGAAGGUCUGCAUGGGGAAAGAACAACCCUCGAGCUCGAGCCUGACGGGUGAUGUGAACGGGAGUCGGGAGAAGAUGGCGACCAGAGUUCUGUCUUCCCAAGAGAACUUCGAGAAACUGAUGGCAGAUCUGGCAAGACCCAACGGCCACGUAUACAGCCAAAGCCAAAGCCAAAGCGGAUCGGGCCAGAACGGUGCGGGGACGAGCAUCGUGGCAAAGAACACUGCGAGCAUUUUGGCCAUCGGGAAAGCCCUGCCACCCAACCGGAUCUGUCAGAGCACUUACACGGACUUUUACUUUCGAGUCACUCACUGCUCCCACAAGACGGAGCUCAAAAACAGGAUGCAAAGAAUCUGCGACAAGUCGGGGAUCAACACCAGGUACCUGCUGCUGGACGAGGAGGCGCUGAAGGAGCACUCGGAGUUUUACACGCCGGGCCAGGCGAGCAUCGAGCAGCGGCACGACCUGCUGGAGGAGGCGGUGCCGAAGCUGGCGGCGCAGGCCGCAGCCAGCGCGCUGGAGGAGUGGGGACGGCCGGCCUGCGACGUCACGCACCUCAUCGUCGUCACGCUGAGCGGCGUCGCGAUCCCCGGCGCCGACGUGCGCCUGGUCAAGCUGCUGGGGCUGCGCGAGGACGUGAGCCGAGUGAUGCUGUACAUGCUCGGCUGCUAUGCCGGGGUCACAGCUCUCCGGCUGGCCAAGGAUCUGGCGGAGAAUAAUCCCGGCAGCCGAGUGCUCAUAGCCUGCAGCGAGAUGACUGCCACGACGUUCCGAGCUCCGAGCGAGAAAUCCAUGUAUGACAUCGUCGGAGCUUCGCUGUUCGGCGAUGGAGCGGUGGGAGUGAUCGUGGGAGCCAAGCCCAGGCCCGGCAUCGAGCGAUCGAUUUUCGAAAUUCACUGGGCCGGCGUCUCGCUGGCUCCUGACACGGAGCAUGUGGUUCAAGGCAAGCUCAAGCCCGACGGAUUGUACUUCUUCUUGGACAAAAGCUUGCCCGGGCUGGUGGGCAAGCACAUCGCGCCCUUCUGCCGGAGCCUGCUGGACCAUGCCCCCGAGAACCUGAACCUCGGAUUCAACGAGGUCUUCUGGGCCGUGCACCCCGGCGGUCCGGCCAUCCUGAACACCGUCGAGGAGCAGCUGCUGCUGAAUUCCGAGAAGCUGAGGGCCAGCAGGGACGUCCUGGCCAACUAUGGCAACGUUUCUGCUUCCUCCGUUCUGUACGUGCUCGAUGAGCUCAGACACCGACCCGGGCAAGAGGAAUGGGGCGCUGCCUUGGCUUUCGGACCGGGAAUUACAUUCGAGGGAGUUUUGCUUCGCAGAAAUGUGAAUCAUCGAUAAAUAGAUUCAGUGUCGAACAAAGAACUGCACGACGAUAAUAACCCAAACCCAUUACCCAUGUACUGCAGCAAAACAUCUCUCCAAAUUUCCCACCAAUCUCUAGCUACACAAUAUGAAAUUUAUCCACGGAGUAUAUAUCAUCAGCCGCUUUGGUCAGCACCCUUUUUUCGUUACGCUUUCGUUUAGCCAUAAUGAUGCAGGCCUCUAGUCACAAGGUUAGCUAGAGGCCAGAGUAAAGAUGAUGUCAUUUAGAUUGGUAACUUACGUUUCUAUCGUGGCUCCUCGAUUUCAGGUCCUGCUUAAUACAUGAGUACUGUGUGGUACCUCAGAGAGUAGUCAGCAGGUACCCGGAAGUCAGGCUUUUGAUAAAUAAGCUCCAGUUUCUUGAGCCUGAGAAAGAUUACUGAGUCCAACUGAGUUAAGUGUUCACGAGACGUUGCAAUCAUUUCUAGAAUAAUUCUGGCUUUA